Messenger RNA from Aphanomyces astaci, 1098 nucleotides. RefSeq lists its product as hypothetical. The coding region runs from base 381 to 1067 and encodes 228 amino acids. The record is from RefSeq and is a predicted model, not a curated record. Gene Ontology annotation, molecular function: nucleic acid binding. The transcript is spliced from 3 exons. Lineage: Eukaryota; Oomycota; Saprolegniomycetes; Saprolegniales; Verrucalvaceae.
UUUGCCGAUCAUACUUCGGCAAACGCGGUGUUUAACAGAGAUGAUCAGCUUGGACAUGCGAUGGCGGUGUGUUGUCCUUGUCCAGGUGUAUUCAAUUGACGUAAACACUGUUGUGGUCUUACUUGGCCUCUCCCAUCGGUCCGUCACACGGUUCAUUGCGCAGUUCAUGAAGACGGGGACUGUCGAUGCUAUGCGCAAGUCAAGGAAGAAGAACCGUUGGCCCGUUCAAGUGAACGAAUGGAUCCUACAGUACACAACACGUCAUCCUACAGUACACAACACGUCAUCCGUGCUUCUACAUCGAAGAGCUCCAAGACGCGCUGAGGUUGGAAUUCCCCACGCUUGGAAAUGUCUCCCAAGCUACCAUUUGUCGCGCAUUGAUGCACGAUUUGGGCUUGACUCGAAAAGUGCUUGAAAAGCGAGCUCGCGAAGCGGCAGAUUUUGAGCUACAUGACUACUACCGUCGACUCCGCCCAUUUUAUUCCAAUCCCGACCAGUUGGUGUUUGUCGACGAGACAUCAAAAGACGGCCGUGAUGCCUUGCGGAAGUACGCCUGGUCGAAGCGGAACACAAAUGCCAUUGUCGCAUUGCCUUUUUCACGUGGACAGUGGGUGUCUGCAUUAGCUGCAUUUUCCACUGGCGGUUUUUUGUCCUGGGACUAUGUUGACGGAAAGUUCGAUCGGGAUCGUUUUCACAAGGUUAUGACGGAUCGUAUACUUUCGUACUUAAACCCGUGGCCGUUGCCUCGAUCUAUCCUGAUCUUGGAUAAUGCUAAGAUCCAUAUGUACAAGGAGCUCCAAAACGCGGUGCUAUCGACGGGAGCGUUGUUGUUGUUUUUGCCCCCAUACUCCCCACAACUAAAUCCGAUCGAAGUCGGAUUUAGUCUUCUCAAACGGUGGAUCAACAAAUACCCCAUGGCGUUUCGCUUUGAUAUUCGUGCGACCUCGGACGUUGCCUUUGUUGAGUGCACUAACCAGCGCGACGACGUUGGGUACAACCUCUAUCGAUAUUGCGGGUACAACACGGACGACCUCGACAAAGGCACUUUUCAAAUGUCUGAGAUGUAGAUUUUAGAAAUACAACUACAAUUUUACGUUA